CGCAUGCGCCCUGAGCGCGGCCUGCCGUGUGAGGCGGAAGCGGAAGAGCAGGUCUCCGGGGGAGCGAUGGCAGCCGGAGGUCUGAGCCGCUCUGAGCGCAAAGCGGCGGAGCGGGUCCGGAGGUUGCGAGAGGAGCAGCAGAGGGAGCGCCUCCGCCAGGUGUCGCGCAUCCUGAGGAAGGCGGCGGCGGAGCGCAGCGCCGAGGAGGGCCGGCUGCUGGCCGAGAGCGCGGACCUGGUAACGGAGCUGCAGGGCCGGAGCCGGCGGCGCGAGGGCCUGAAGCGGCGGCAGGAGGAGGUGUGCGACGACCCAGAGGAGCUGCGAGGGAAGGUUCGGGAGCUGGCCGGCGCCGUCCGGAACGCCAAAUACUUGAUCGUCUACACAGGCGCGGGAAUCAGCACGGCAGCGUCUAUCCCAGACUACAGGGGCCCUAAUGGAGUGUGGACACUGCUUCAGAAAGGGAGAAGCGUUAGUGCUGCCGACCUGAGUGAGGCUGAGCCAACCCUCACCCACAUGAGCAUCACCCGUUUGCAUGAGCAGAAGCUGGUGCAGCAUGUGGUGUCUCAGAACUGUGACGGGCUUCACCUGAGGAGUGGGCUGCCACGCACGGCCAUCUCAGAGCUCCACGGGAACAUGUACAUUGAAGUCUGUACUUCCUGCGUUCCCAACAGGGAGUACGUGCGGGUGUUCGAUGUGACAGAGCGCACCGCCCUCCACAGACACCAGACAGGCCGGACCUGCCACAAGUGUGGGACCCAGCUGCGGGACACCAUUGUGCACUUUGGGGAGAGGGGGACGUUGGGGCAGCCUCUGAACUGGGAAGCAGCGACCGAGGCUGCCAGCAGAGCAGACACCAUCCUGUGUCUAGGGUCCAGCCUGAAGGUUCUAAAGAAGUACCCACGCCUCUGGUGCAUGACCAAGCCCCCUAGCCGGCGGCCGAAGCUCUACAUCGUGAACCUGCAGUGGACCCCAAAGGAUGACUGGGCUGCCCUGAAGCUACAUGGGAAGUGUGAUGACGUCAUGCGGCUCCUCAUGGCCGAGCUGGGCUUGGAGAUCCCCGCCUAUAGCAGGUGGCAGGAUCCUAUUUUCUCACUGGCGACUCCUCUGCGUGAUGGCGAAGAAGGCAGUCACAGUCGGAAGUCGCUGUGCAGAAGCAGAGAGGAGGCCCCGCCUGGGGACCGGGGUGCACCGCUUAGCUCGGCCCCCAUCCUAGGGGGCUGGUUUGGCAGGGGCUGCACAAAACGCACAAAAAGGAAGAAAGUGACGCCGGGCGCGGUGGCUCACGCCUGUAAUCCUAGCACUUUGGGAGGCCGAGGCGGGUGGAUCACGAGGUCGGGAGAUCGAGACCACAGUGAAACCCCAUCUCUACUAAAAAUACAAAAAAUUAGCCGGGCGCAGUGGCGGGCGCCUGUAGUCCCAGCUACUCCGGAGGCUGAGACAGGAGAAUGGCGUGAACCCGGGAGGCAGAGCUUGCAGUGAGCCGAGAUCGCGCCACUGCACUCCAGCCUGGGGGACAGAGCAAGACUCCGUCUCAAAAAAAAAAAAAUGAAAGUGACGUAACCUGGUGCUCGAUGAAGAACAGUUGGCACUUUUGCAGAUGGCCAGUGUUAUGGUGAAGGCUGGGUUGCCCCCACGGGUCUAGGAAGAACUCUUUGAGGAUGACGUUUUCACCGUGACAUUUUUAGCCAUUUGUCCUUGAGGAAGCCCCUUGCACUGCUGCGGUUGUACCCUGAUACGGCUUGGCCAUCGAGGACACCUGCCCAUCCGGCCUCUAUGUCAAGAGGUGGCAGCCGCACCUUUCUGUGAGAACGGAACUCGGGUUAUUUCAGCCCCGGCCUGCAGAGUGGAAGCGCCCAGCGGCCUUUUCUCACUCACCAGGCCGGUCUCAGGGCCUCACCGUAUUUCUACUACUUCUUAACGAAAAAGUGUGAACUUUAUAGAAUCCUCUCUGUACUGGAUGUGCAGCAGAGGGGUGGCUCCGAGCGUCGGCUCUAUGCAGACCUUUUUAUUUCUAUUAAACGUUUCUGCACUGGA
Messenger RNA from Symphalangus syndactylus (siamang), 2034 nucleotides. RefSeq names its product sirtuin 7 (gene SIRT7). The record is from RefSeq and is a predicted model, not a curated record. Gene Ontology annotation, molecular function: histone H3K18 deacetylase activity, NAD-dependent; NAD+ binding. Gene Ontology annotation, cellular component: nucleus; chromatin. NCBI's taxonomy places the organism in Eukaryota, Metazoa, Chordata, Mammalia, Primates, Hylobatidae.